Molecule: messenger RNA, 1565 nt
Organism: Folsomia candida
Lineage: Eukaryota; Metazoa; Arthropoda; Collembola; Entomobryomorpha; Isotomidae
Product: casein kinase I
Exons: 7
Coding region: 336-1340 (334 amino acids)
Biological process (GO): signal transduction; peptidyl-serine phosphorylation
Cellular component (GO): cytoplasm; nucleus
Molecular function (GO): ATP binding; protein serine/threonine kinase activity
Source: RefSeq, a predicted model, not a curated record
AAAAUCUCGGUCGAUUCGCUCCGUUGAACUUGAACCCAUCAAAAUUUUUUCUCUUUCUCGACUCGAUUAAAAAAUUAAUCUUCAAGAAUAAUUAGUAAUUGAUAACUUGUCUCGUUGUAAACUAGACUAAGGGUCUAGAGGACUACUGCUGAAAGUCAGUACAGUGCGGCAAAGUAAUAACAUAACACUUCUAGAAUAAAAUUAUUUCAUAAAUUAAAAUUUUGUUAAGUUCCGUUUAUUACAAUAUAAUUACAAUAUAGUCCAUCAUUAAAAUGCAAAUCUGUUUGUUCUGAAGUUGUGGUAGAUAUAUAUUAAUUGCAAGCGGUUUUAUAAAAAUGGCUCAGUCCAAGCCUCUGCCGAGACCUAAACCAUCAAUUGAUAUCGUGGGUGACCAUUACCGUCUCGUGAGGAAAAUCGGCUCUGGAUCAUUCGGGGAUAUUUACCUAGGGUUGGAUAUCAAAACCGGAGAGGAAGUGGCAGUUAAAAUCGAACGACGUAUGACUAGUCACCCUCAGCUGCUCUAUGAAAGCAAAUUGUACAAACUAUUGCAAGGGGGUGUGGGAAUUCCAAACACUCGUUGGUAUGGACGGAAUCCUGACUAUAAUAUUUUGGUUAUGGAGCUACUUGGUCCUUCAUUGGAGGAUUUAUUCAACUAUUGCUCUCGUAAAUUCUCGCUCAAAACGGUUCUGAUGUUAGUUGAUCAAAUGCUUGCACGGGUAGAAUUUCUGCAUAUGAAAAACUUUAUCCAUCGAGAUAUAAAGCCGGAUAACUUUCUCAUGGGCGUUGGAAGAUACGCGAACAAACUAUACUUGAUUGAUUUUGGACUCGCCAAGAAAUAUCGCUUAUCUACGGGUCGUCACAUUCCGCAUCGAAGUGACAAAAGUUUAACGGGUACUGCUCGCUACGCAUCCAUUAAUGCUCAUGAGGGACACGAGCAGAGUCGCCGGGACGAUUUGGAAGCAAUUGGUUACGUGAUGAUAUACUUUUUGAUGGGUCGCUUGCCAUGGCAAGGUCUAAAAGCAUCUAACCAGAAGCAGAAAUACGAGAAAAUCACUGAAGCGAAGAUGCAAAUUUCAACAAAAGACCUUUGUAAGAAACUUCCCCAAGAAUUUGAAAUGUACAUGAAUUAUUGUCGUACUCUUCGCUUUGAAGAAGUCCCAGAUUAUAUAUACCUUCGACAAAGUUUCCGAAUUUUGUGCCGAGUCAAGGAAUAUGAAUAUGAUAACCAUUUCGACUGGACAUCGCUAAAACAAAAGACAUUGGCUCAACUAUCUGCAAACUCAAAAUCUCUGCCACCGCAAAUACCGGGAUCUUCUACUACAAAAUAUGCUGCUAAUUGAGCGAACAAGUAAAGAAUCUCUUUAUUGAUCUGAAUGAAACGAGAAACUUAUUAAAUAUGGUCACAACAUGUGUACGUUGUAUAUUUAACUGACAGUGUAACAGUAUUUUGUUUACAAAGGAGAUUAUCAUUUCUAUACUUUAAAUGAACUAAAUUCGUGUGGUUUUAAGUACUUGAACACAGUUUCUUUGAUACUGUUUUUAAAAUAAAUUGUCAAUACCGUUUA